AUGAAGAACCAUACUUCUCACACCAAAUUCAUCAUUAUGGGUUUUCCUGAACUUCCAGAGCAUCAGCUAACAUUGUUUGCAAUAUUUGCCACUAUCUACCUUCUGACUCUGGUAGAAAAUGUCCUCUUGAUGUUGACCAUCUGUUUGAAUCAAUACCUUCGCACUCCCAUGUACUUCUUCCUAGGAAAUCUUUCUAUUUUAGAAAUUUUCUAUGUCUCAGUAACAAUGCCCAAGUUAUUCUCCAUCCUAUGGUCAGGGGAGAACACCAUCACUUUCCAAAACUGCCUCACUCAGAUGUACUUUUUUCUCUCUUUGGCAUCUUCUGAAUGUUUUCUCUUGGCAGCAAUGGCCUACGAUAGAUAUUUGGCAAUUUGCUAUCCUCUUCAUUAUACCUCCCUUAUGAAUCUCAGAACUUGUGCUUUCCUGAGUGUGGCUUCCUGGCUUAGUGGCUUCCUGGCUUCGUUUCCAUCUGUGGUGAUGAUCUCCAGGUUGCAGUUCUGCCAUGAAAAUACCAUUGGACAUUUCUUCUGUGACAUCUCACCUUUAUUGAAGUUGUCUUGCACAGACACUUCAACUAUUGAGAUUCUGGAUUUUGUGGCAGCACUAGCAGUCCUUAUGACAUCAGUGAUGGUGAUUGGGACAUCUUACAUACGCAUUUUUUGUACAGUUGCAAAACUUCCCUCCAGAAAAGAGAAGAGUAAAGCCUUUUCCACAUGUGUCUCUCACCUAACAGUUGUCUCUAUAUUCUAUGCCACCACCAUAUUCAUGUAUGCCCGACCUAAGGCCAUUGGAACAUUUGACUUGAACAAACCAGUGUCCAUCCUCUACUCAGUGGUAGCUCCAUUUCUCAACCCAAUUAUUUACAGCCUCAGGAACAGGGAAGUAAGAAAGACCUUGAGCAAAGCCAUAUAUUGGGUGGUCACCCUCUCAGGAUGUUUUCAAAUGAAAAGAUUGAAGCCAUUAUCAAACUAA
Messenger RNA from Candoia aspera, 972 nucleotides. Its product is annotated as olfactory receptor 6B1-like. The transcript has a single exon. The record is from RefSeq and is a predicted model, not a curated record. The coding region runs from base 1 to 972 and encodes 323 amino acids. Gene Ontology annotation, biological process: G protein-coupled receptor signaling pathway. Gene Ontology annotation, cellular component: membrane. Lineage: Eukaryota; Metazoa; Chordata; Lepidosauria; Squamata; Candoiidae. Gene Ontology annotation, molecular function: olfactory receptor activity; G protein-coupled receptor activity.